AUGGUUUCAGGGCCACUGGUAGGUGACGAAGCGAGCAACAAGGCUUAUUCCCGAAAGAACCAGAGCUACUCCAAGAAUCCCAAUCAUGUCCUACACCACUCGUCGCCUCCCCAGAACAUGACGCAAGUCCGUGGCGCGCUGGCGUCGAACGACUCGUCGAGCGACAAUGGCUCGCUUCCUGGCCUUGCUGAGCCAGACAAUGGACCACGCGGGUAUUCAAAGUUCGGGAACAUGGUGCGGAUUCAGUUGGAUUCUUGGUCCAAGGCUGACCUAAGAGAGAUUAAGUGGAAGCUGAUGAGUGAGCUUGAACAAGUCAGGUGCUUGGUGAAGAAUCUUGAAGCUAAGGAGGCUGAGCUUAGUGAGAGGUAUGUUCAGUCACAGUUUUCAGCUGAUGAUGUUAUAGAUAAUGUUAAAACUAAAACUACAAUGAGGGUCAAUUCGGAGGUGGGUUCCGUAGGACUCCGUGAUUCGGGGCCAUAUCGGGGGUUGAGUGUUUCAGGGGCGGAGGAUGAUGGUGGAGCUGGUCAGUAUAUGGAGAAGCAGAAGAGGACGUGGAAGGCAAAUCAAUGUUCUAGGAAUUCGGAGUUUCCUAUUGGGAAGGAGAAGUUACCACCUUUAGGGAGUAGCAAGAAGUUGAAAUCCAAUGGAAGGACAAUAGAUGAGGGUGGAGUUGGGCCUUGGUUCAGGAAAGGUAAGAAUCCGAGUCCAUUGUUCAAGAGUUGUAGUACGUUGCUUGACAAGUUGAUUAAGCAUAAGUUUGGCUGGGUGUUUAAGAAGCCUGUAGAUGUGAAGGCGCUUGGGCUUCACGAUUACAAUACGAUUAUUAAGAAACCGAUGGAUUUGGGCACGGUGAAGACUAGGCUGAACGAGAAUUGGUAUAAGACUCCUGUGGAAUUUGCAGAGGAGGUGAGACUUACAUUUAAUAAUGCAAUGUUGUAUAACCCGAAAGAGCAGGAUGCUCAUCUUAUGGCGGAGCAAUUGUUGAAAAUGUUUGAAGAUCAAUGGGCGGCUAUAGAGGCCGAGUAUAAUCUUAAUAGGAGAAAUGAAAUAGGGAAUGAUUCAAAUUUGCCACCACCUGUUUCAAGAAAAAUUCAAGCUCCUGCAGCUGCUCCUCCUUUGCCAUUGGAGAUGAGGACUCUAGAUAGAGCAGAAUCUACAACAAAGUCUGUUGAUCCCAAGUUGAAACCUGUGAGUUCUGGUCAUCCAGGUCGACCACCAGUUCCGAAGAAGCCAAAAGCCAGGGACCCCAACAAAAGGGAUAUGACUUAUGCAGAGAAGCAGAGACUCAGCACAAACCUUCAGACUUUGCCUUCUGAGAAACUAGAUACCAUUGUCCAGAUUAUUAAAAAGAGGAAUCUAGGGCUUUGUCAGCACGAGGAUGAGAUUGAGGUGGACAUUGAAAGUGUUGAUCCUGAAACGCUUUGGGAACUGGAUAGGUUCGUGACUAAUUACAGAAAAAGCUUGAGCAAAAAUAAGAGAAGAACAGAGCUUGCUCCUCAAUCAAUAGCAGAACCUGGCCAUGCCAUCCAGGAUAAAAAUGUGGCAACAUACACUACAGUGGCAGAAAAAGAAGCCAAAGCAGCAGUUGAAAACAACAAUAGUGCAUUUUCCCCAGUUCGAAGAGAAGAGCAAGGAGAUAAUGUGAGUGGAUCAAGUAGUUCUGGCAGUGGAUCAGGAUCCUCUUCAAGUGAUUCUGACAAUGAUAGUUCAUCUGGAUGUGGAUCAGAUUCAAAUCGUUGA
This is a messenger RNA of Prunus armeniaca (apricot), 1740 nucleotides long. The record is from the annotation of a GenBank genome assembly. NCBI's taxonomy places the organism in Eukaryota, Viridiplantae, Streptophyta, Magnoliopsida, Rosales, Rosaceae.